This is a messenger RNA of Pelodiscus sinensis (Chinese soft-shelled turtle), 3099 nucleotides long. RefSeq names its product melanocortin 2 receptor accessory protein (gene MRAP). Gene Ontology annotation, cellular component: endoplasmic reticulum; plasma membrane. Gene Ontology annotation, molecular function: type 5 melanocortin receptor binding; type 1 melanocortin receptor binding; type 3 melanocortin receptor binding. NCBI's taxonomy places the organism in Eukaryota, Metazoa, Chordata, Testudines, Trionychidae. Gene Ontology annotation, biological process: regulation of adenylate cyclase-activating G protein-coupled receptor signaling pathway; protein localization to plasma membrane. The record is from RefSeq and is a predicted model, not a curated record.
AUUACAUGGCGUAGAGUGAAGGAAGGGGGCAUAGGAUUGGGGGGAGGCAGGGCUGGAGUGCUGACACAGGCUCUAGCCAGGAGGUGUGUACGUGGGUGGGCUCCCGGCCAGCCUUCCAAGCUCCUGCACGCCGCUCAGAGCCAUGUGUAUUGCUCUGAAUACUGCAAGCCCAGGGGAGUAGUACUUCACAUGUAGCCUGUCCUGCAAACAGCUCCCAUUGACCAGAAACAUGGCAGCUAUGAGAUUGUGCUGGAGAAGGGGGCAGUGCAUGAAACCUCUGCCUGUGCUCACAGCAUUCAGAGAAACACACAGGGCAAUUUGUCGGAGCAGGGCAGGCAGGGUUGAGGCUCCUGCUGGCCCGCAGGCCAGAUCCAGCCUGCAGGCUGUAUUUUGCCUGCCCCUGCCUUAAACCCUGUCUUUUUGAGCACUAAGCACUAAGGUCUCCUCCAGCAAAGCUCACAGCAGGGCCACAGCCAGUUGCAGAAGGUACGGACACUGAGGUCAGCUCUGAGAAGACUCAGCUUAUGGGACUUACUAUGGUACCCAGUUGUCCAUUCCCCUUUGCAUAUAAACCCAAAGUUAUAUGACAUUUCCCUCCUUCCUUAAUGUGAAAGAAGGUAUAUCAGCCUCUCCCAUUCCCCCCUAGAAAUUACAUAAAUUGGGUUACAUUCAUUAUAACAAAAAUAUGUUUAUUAACUAAGAAGACAUGUAUUUUAAGCAGUUAAAGAAGUGGCAAACAGAACAAAGCAAUUACUAAAAAUAUAAUGCAAAAUGCAUAAUCUAAACUAGAUUUACUACAAAUUUGGUUACGGAUAAUAAUUUCUCACCCAAAAUAGUUUUUCAGGUAAAGUCUUUCAGUCAGAGGUGUUCUUUCUGGCCUGUGGCCAGCAAUUCUCUCCUCCCCCCCACUCUCUUACACUUUUAUUUCCAGAUUUCCAGGUUUCUCUUUGGGGUGGGGAGGCAGAAGUAAAACAAGCUGAAGACAAUCACUGUUUUCUUUUUUUCCUUACAUAAAAUUUCCAUAAGUCAGGGAAACCUUUGAUUCUCCCACCUCCUUUUGGAACAGUUCAUAAGAACAAGGAGUUGGUUAGUGUCAGGUGAAGCAUUAUAGACUCUCUUCCCAGGAAGGCCAAGCCUUUUUACUUUCCAGUGUAGUAGCUGAUGAGCCAUCAAGUCCAUUGUAGCCCCUGAUGUGGCAAUAGUGGGAAUGACCCAGAGCAGCAAAUAUGAAGUCUAGAUACACAGGUCAAUAUUCUUAACUUCAUCUACAAAAAUAAUACCUGCAUACAUAUGGGAUAAUCAUAUUCAGUAAAUCAUAACCCUUCCAGUGAUAUCUUACAUGAACCAUCUUGCAUAAAGCAUAUUUCAGUUCUCAUUCUUAUAAUAAACAUUUUCUUAACACAUAUGGAAUGUCAUCUCACAAUAUGUGUCAUAGAGUCAUUAAUUUUUAGCAGAGCUUUUUUCAGUAGGUCAAGAAUAUCUCUUUCAUGCCAAGGGCUUCAUUGUUGCUAGUUACUCACUGGGCCUAUCAGUUUGGCUUUUGUCCAUUCUGUUACUGUUUACUUGGCACUCACGUUAAUACAAAGCAGGGUGGGAAUUGAUAGUAUAUAAUUACCCACCAGCUAGAGAGGAUUACAUUUGGUGUCUGUCAUAGCCUGACUGUCAUUUCUGCUAAAAGGUUCUGGUAUCUAAUCAGUCCUUGGGUUUCAGGAUAUGAAGACUUCCAGAAUGAUUUACACAGGCAUCAAUUAUGCAAUCUUUAUAUGAGAACACUGAAGUGUGGUGGAAAAUAAAAGAUAAUUAGAGUGGAGCUCUGAGCUGAUUCAAAUGCACAAUUGAAAUGGCUAUCAGAACAAACUCAUCUGAGUAUUAUUUGUCUUAUGAAUAUUACUGGGACUAUUUGGAUCCAGUACCUAUAGAUGAAAGGAAGUUGAAGGCUAAUAAAUAUUCAAUUGUCAUCGCCUUUUGGGUUGGACUUGCUGCAUUUGUAUUGUUUCUGUUCCUUAUAUUGCUCUAUAUGUCUCGAUCUGGUUCAACACCAGUCAAACAGGUGCCUGCAGGUAACAGGAUAGAACAUCUGGAAGGAGGAAGCUCCAAUGCUGAGCGGCUGCAUUGUCAUGAUCUCAGCAGUCCGGACUCAGACUUGAUCUCUACUGAAAUACUCCAUUCCCUUUCAGAUAAAAUUGGCAUUCAUGGAAGUAUCUCUGCUUGAGUUAGAACAGUCUGGAAAUGGAUUCCUCAAAAGCCAGUCUUAGUAAUUCUGGCAGAGACAAGACACAAGAAUCUCCUUGUAACCUGCUAACAACUGUGUAAAAUUAAAUUGAAUUAGCCCUGAGAGUGAGAACAAAAAUAAUUAAAAAAAUUAAGGCUAAAAUAUUCAAACCUAGCUGCCUAAUGAUCAAAGCUUCUCAAGCCAUUCUCAAGCCUAGACUUGCUGAUUAUCAGAGGUGCUGAAUAAUCCUAGAUCUUGCAAAUGUUUACCAUUGUAUAAUUACUCAUCUAAUAAAAGUAAGAAUAACUUAAAAAUAACCAGGGACAGAUUCUGUUCUCAGUUACAUGGGAGCUGUACAUUGAGCAACUUUUCUGUUGUGUGAAGCCUGAUUUGUCUUGUAUACCCAAAGUUUCAUGUCACUUAAACUAUUUGCUUACAACAUCAGACAUAAAAAUUCAAGUGUCACAACACUCCAUUACUGAAAAAUUGCUGAGUUUCUCAUUUUUACCAUACAAUUAUAAAAUAAAUCAAUUGGAAUAUAAAUAUUGUACUCACUUUUUUCAGUGUAUAGAAUAGUACAAUAUAAACAAAUCGUAUGAAAUGUCAGUUUGUAUUGACUUCACUAGUUCUUUUCAUGAAGCCUGUAGUAAAAUGAGGCAAAUAUGUAGAUGAGUUGCUUACCCCCUGGUAAAUAUCUGUAUACCCCUCAUUGAGAGCCAUUGCUACCAAAAAUCUGGUAUAGAUUCAACCCUGCAAAACAUUAUGUAUUGUGCUUACCUUUUAUGCACUAGAUAUUGUCUUCAGUUGGACUGUUCAUGUUCAUGGAGACAAAAAUAAAAUGUGUAAAUCUUUGCAGGCUCAGGAUCAUAGCUUUUUGUUUUUAAUUG